This is a messenger RNA of Fundulus heteroclitus (mummichog), 7428 nucleotides long. It is a transcript of the gene ddhd1a, whose product is annotated as DDHD domain containing 1a. The record is from RefSeq and is a predicted model, not a curated record. Bases 450 to 3197 code for a protein of 915 amino acids. Gene Ontology annotation, cellular component: cytoplasm. NCBI's taxonomy places the organism in Eukaryota, Metazoa, Chordata, Actinopteri, Cyprinodontiformes, Fundulidae. Gene Ontology annotation, molecular function: metal ion binding; glycerophospholipase activity. The transcript is spliced from 15 exons.
CAGCUGGUACGUUGCGCACGAGCUCGCACUACAGUUCCGUCUCUAUGCGAGAUUUGUUUUCAAAUGGAGGAGUCUUUGAUAGUCCGAUGGGACCAGGGAUACUCAAAGUGCGGUGACUGCUGCGUUACGCCGGACCGAAGCGACGCCAUGUCACCUGCGAGGGUUCAAUCAAGUUUACAUUGCUAGGGCUCUAAAAGACAAGUGGGGUACCUAAAGCCUUUUUUUUGUGUGUUUUGUCUGCGCAGGUUAGUUCUCCUGCCGGCUUCAUUAGCUUAGCGAGCUAGCAUACGAGCCAACAGCUGUGGGUCCGCUAAUGGGGAUGCGUUGGAAGGUGUCGCGGAGGUGUUCUCGUAGGUUUGUUUGCACCGCUUAGUAACAUGAAUUCCGGCAGCGGGUGUAGUCUGGCACGGCUGGCUUGUCUGGGGUGAAAAGCCCCUGCUCCGACAGCUAUGAGCGGUUUCAACCAGAACCUCCGCAUAAGCUCCUCUUUCGGCGCAGACGGCAACGGUCCAGCGGUCGGCGCCGACGCCAACAAGGACUGGGUCCUGGGCGGCGAUGUGUUCGCCUGCUGCCACGAGAUGAGCCUCGUGGACGACACGAUGCAGGCGGGCAUGUCGUCGGUCCAGCCGGGACUGGACGGACACCUGCCGCUGAUACGCGCCCAGAACCACGGCUCGCAGGACGGCAUAUUCUUCGAGCUGGGCUCCCCGGAGGACUACCUGGAGAGCAGCCCGCUGGAGUACAGGGACAGCGACGGGAACGGCGUCGGCCCGCUGUUCGAGAGGAGGAAGAGGUCUCGGUCCAACAGCUCCAGGCACAGGUUCAACGAGGUGGUCACGGAGCUGGUCCCCGAGGAGGUCCGGUGGUUCUACAAGGAGGACAAGAAGACGUGGAAGCCGUUCGUCGGACACGACUCCCUUAAGAUCGAGCUGAUGUUUCGGAAAUACUGCGAGCUGAACCCCGGCGCGGUACGCUCGCGGGCUGGCGGCGGCGGCGGCGGCGGCGGGGAGGAGGAGGGCGGCGGUAAAUGCGUGGACAGCCCGGGGCAGAACGGCGCCGUGCCCGUGGACGCUGGCACUGGCAGCGUGGACGAAGGCCGCGGCUCUCUGGACACGUCCACCGUGUCGUUUGACGGGAGCGACCCGGACGGCAUUGAGAUCAACGUGGAGGCCGUGUGUGUUCGGGGAGGCCUCUAUGAGGUCGACAUAAAGGAGAGGAAAUGCUACCCCGUCUACUGGAAGCAACAAGACCAUAUUCCUGUGAUGAGAGGCCAGUGGUUUAUUGAUGGUACCUGGCUCCCGCUGGAGGAGGAAGAGAGCGACCUCAUUGAGCAGGAGCACCUGAGCCACUUCCGAGGCCAACAUCUGCAGGACACCUUCGAGACGGAUCUGGUGGUCAAGACCGUCGACAGCAAAGACGGAUGCUUUGCAUUAUCAUCAAAAGACCCAAGGCCAGUUGCACAUUGUGGUCUGCUGCACAAAACACAAGCUAUUCUCUCCCACCUGCCCCCUUUCUAUCUCCCGUUUCUGUUCAAAUGGAGUGGAUAUCAGACGGGUGCUAAAACUGCAGGUCACAAGCGCAAACGCUGCCAAGCCAUCCACCAUUUGAAGCUGAGCCGCACACAUGUGGAUUGGCACAGCGUGGAGGAGGUCUACCUUUACAGCGACGCCACCACGUCAAAAAUUGCUCGCACUGUUACCCAGAAACUGGGCUUCUCUAAAGCCUCAAGCAGCGGCACACGGCUCCAUCGAGGUUAUGUAGAGGAGGCCUCUCCAGAGGACCGCCCCCCUCAGACUACCCAUGUGGUCUUUGUGGUGCACGGGAUUGGCCAGAAGAUGGACCAGGGCCGCAUCAUUAAAAACACUGGAAUGUUGAGGGAAGGUGUGAGGAAGAUGGAGGAAAAGCACUUUUCUGAGCACAACGAUGAACACGUCGAGUUUCUCCCCGUUGAGUGGCGAUCCAAACUAGCACUGGAUGGAGAUACGGUCGACUCAAUCACGCCAGACAAAGUUCGAGGACUGCGGGACCUUCUCAACAGCAGUGCCAUGGACAUCAUGUACUACAACAGUCCUCUAUAUCGCGACGAAAUAACCAAGGGGCUUACAGAAGAGCUGAACAGACUGUAUUCCCUCUUCUGCUCGCGGAACCCUGACUUUGAGGAAAGGGGUGGAAAAGUGUCCAUCGUGUCUCACUCCCUUGGCUGCGUCAUUACCUACGACAUCAUGACAGGGUGGGAUCCCGUACGGUUCUGUCUGCAGGAGCAUUGCGCUGUAGAGGAGGAGCAAGAUUUCCGGUGGAUGUCCUAUGAGGAGAGGAAGCUUUUAGAAGAGCUGAGGCUGACAAAGAAUAGGUUGAGAGAGUUGGAAAAUCAGCUGGUCAAACUGGAGGCCUCUAAUCCUUCAGCCCCCCCAGCUCUUAAAUUCAAGGUAGAAAACUUUUUCUGCAUGGGUUCUCCUCUAGCAGUUUUCUUGGCCCUGCGGGGGAUUCGUCCGGGCACGAGCGGCCACCAGGACCACAUCUUGCCCACCUCCAUCUGCAGCCGGCUCUUCAACGUCUUCCAUCCCACAGACCCUGUGGCUUACAGACUGGAGCCCCUCAUCCUUAAACAUUAUAGCAACGUUGCACCUGUCCAGAUACAUUGGUGUAGCGCCACCAACCCUUCACCCUAUGAUGAGAUCCGGCCCAACUUCAUCAAUCCAGUCAAAGAUCCAGCUUCAGACACAGAGAGCAUUCCCAGCCCGAGUACUUCUCCUGUCCUGGCCCGUAAACACUAUGGCGAGUCCUUCACCAGCCUGGGCAAGGCCAGCAUACUAGGUGCAGCAAGCAUCGGAAAGGGGUUAGGAGGCAUCCUCUUCUCACGGUUUUCCCGCUCAAACAGCCAGCCUUCAGUGUCUUUAGUUGUUGAUGGAGGGACGAACGCUGAGGAAGAGGAGGAGAAGCGCACCGAAAGCCAGUCCUCUUAUGGUCUUUCCACCAUAACUCGACCAACUUCUCCUACCGCAGACGCAUUAUUGGAGCUGGAGAGGCGCAUCGACUUCGAGCUGCGGGAGGGUCUGGUAGAGAGCCGCUAUUGGUCAGCUGUGACCUCACACACUGGCUACUGGUGCUCGCACGAUAUUGCACUCUUCUUGCUGACCUUCAUAUAUAAUAGGUCGACACCCUCUGUGCCAGCAGAAGACACUCCAGAACCAGACUGAGGCAUAUGUUGCAACACACAAACCCCCCCCCACCCCCCUCCAGACCUUUAAAAUACACAAGCAAUCAAUCUAUCCGCUGUUUUCUUUUUUUAUAUCUAUGAUCCAGCUACAUUUGAGAAUCAUUGAUGAGAAAAACCUCAUUCCAAGAUGUAGCCAUUGAUGGACCAGGAGCCCUUAGAAAGGGACCAUCUGUGCCAGUAUGACCGCUCACUAAACAUUUCCAUGGAAGAAGAGGCAAUCAUCCUUAAACACGGAGGUUCCUCCACCAUCAGAAAAGCGCUUUAUAUUCAUCCCAACAUUGAGUCUGUUCAGCUUAUUUAUUUGUUUGUUUAUUGUCUAUCAGCCCAUCCACUCUGCAGACACUCACUCUGGAGCCUUCUGAUGUAUUUUUGGAUUUGUAAAAAAAAAAAUAUGAUUGUUACUGAAAGUUUUUUUUUUUUUUUUUUUCACUAAACAUUUAGUCAAAAUGUGAAAACCCUAUUCCUUACACAGGAACCCAAUGCCUUCUGAAAGCAGCCCAAAAAUGUUACUAAUAUACUAUUUUCACAAAAAAAAAAACACAAGGGCAUAAUCCCUUUAAUAAUAUUGGCAAUAGACGUUUUUUUAUUUGCUUUUAGCUAUUUAUGAUCAGUAAGAUUUGGAAAGGCAUAAACCAAAUACAACCUCAGCUCAUCAUGUUGUAUACGUCGUUGUCAGAUAAAAGUUGGUGAUUUAGUUACAGUAAAAAAGAAAACUUUUAGUUUGGGGGGAAAAUAUCUUUUGACAGUUGCAGCUAAAUAUUUCCCCUUUAAAUUCCACGUGACUUUCAGAUGUGUACCUCUUGUAUCAUAACAGGCAGAUAUUUUCUUACACUUUAUUAAUACAAAUCAUAGUAUGAAACUCUUGAUGGCGUGAUUUUAAUUGAGUUUUAAUGAAAGCAAUCAUUAUUGCGCAACAAAAUCAACGCUUCUUUGUUAGUAUUAAGUUAUGGAGAUGCUUCUGAUUGUCCUCAUCUUUUUGCCUAUAUGUUUUUAUCGAUGUCCAACUGAAAUGAAUGGUUUUAGAUGUAUUUUGUAUUGGAAAUCAGAAAUAUUUUCCUAAUGGUUUUCAGGCGUUUGCAGAUAUAAACCUGGAUCUCAUCACAUGAAAAGUGGGAUUCAAACUUGUGGCCAAAUACCAUUUCUGUGUCCAGUUUGUUAGCUGCUGCGGUAAAGCUACUGCUUAUAGUUCACGAGAAGUGUAAUCAACAAAGUGUGGAAUUUAAAGAAAGAAUAUUCGUUUAGGUGUUUGGAAGACAUUGCACAUAUGUUACUGUUUCUCCACAUUUUCUGUUACCAAAUGUGCUCUUUUUCUCCCUUUGGGCAAAUGUUAUAUUGUUUUUUCUUUAUUCAUUUAAAUAUCCAGCUGCAGUCAGAUAGGCAAAUGAAGUCACGCCUCUUAGAUUUAUUCCAUAAAGAUAGUAAAAAGGAACAGGAGACGUUAAAUAAUUGUAAAUUUUCCAAAACGUUUAUCUGUGGUUUGUGGGUGCAAAAAAAAAAAAAAAAGAAGAAGCAAAAGAGCCUGCAUUCAUUUUGAGUCCCGGUAAUAUUUCUGCUGAACCUAGAAUGCUUUUGCACUUUGCAUGAUCUCAGAUAAAUAGCUAAUGAAUGUUGGAACAAUUUUAAAGAAAUAGUGCCGUGCCAACACACAUCUAAGACCUUUUAAUACUGCAAAAACAACUCAUUUGAAACACUAGCGAUGGACGAAGAAAGAGACUGGUUAAUGCUCGCCGAGUUACAUUAAAAAGUGUCAAGUUUAAUGUAUCCUUUUUUUUAUUGUAUUAUCAAUCAGGUGCAUCUCAAUAAAUUAGAAUAUCAUCGAGAAGAGUUGUUUUAUUUUUCACCUGUAAAAGUGAAACUCAUAACUUGUAGAUUAAUCACGCAGUAAUAUAUUUGAUUUUAGUGCUUCUGGUUUACAGCUAAUGAAAAUCUAAAAUUGAUUAGAAUAUCAAUAUCCCACUAAGCCAUUUGAAGAAAAAAAAACAAACAGGAUUUUUGUUCCAGAAAUGUCAGCCCACUGAAGCCCUAUGAUCGUUCUCUGUACUGUAUAUUGACUCGAUACUCUUUGCAUGAAUUACUGCUUCAAUGCGGUGUGGCAUGGAGGCAGAGGUUUUUGGAAAUAGCCCAAAGAAUAUCUAAUUGGUUUAGGUCAAAAGAGUUUACUGAACAUCCAAUCAGAGUGACGCCACGGUUAUUAAAUCAGGUAUUGGUGCUUUUAGCAGUGUGGGGGGGAAACGGGGACAGGUCAUGUCAGCUGGGGGAAACGUAAAGUGCUUUACAAUGUCCUGGGUGUUGGCUGAGCUGACUUUGGACCUUAUUUUAAAAAAAAAAGAAGAAAAAAAAAAAGAGUUGACCGGCGUCAGAAUAUGACCUAUCACUCACUGUGGAAACUUCACACCGGACUUCAAGCAAGUUGGAUUGUGUGACUCGCCAUACUUUCUCCAGACUUUGGGAUCAUGAAAUGCAAACUUUACUUUCAUCUGAAAAGAGGAUUUUGGACCGCCGAACAACAGUCCAGUCCCGUUUGUUAAUGCUUUUGACCACUGUCUCUGUCUCAGCAGUAGCCUAAUACAAAGAAUGCAGCAGUUACCGGCCGUGCCAUAGACGCCGCCGCGUGUGACGGCCCCUUGAAGCACCGAGUGCUGUUGCGGUCGGCUCAUUGUGAAUCUCCCCCAAACUCUUGAAUGGGCUUUGCUUCAUGAUCCACAAGGGCUGCAAGUGUCCCCGAUGCUUGAGCACCGUUUUCUACCAGUUUUUCCUUCCACUUAACUUUCCAUUGAUUUGCUUCGACACGGAACUAUGUGAUCAGGCAGCUUCUUCAGCAAUAACCUUUUGUGGCUUACCCUCGUCAUGGAGGGUGUCGAUGACUACCACCUGGAAAACCUUCAAGUGAGCAGUCUUGACCUUGAUUGUCUAGGCCAUAAUAUGAUCUUAUUGUUUCUGUAUUAAAAGGCUUUUCUUUCUUUUUCUUCUUUUUCUUUUUUUUUGGAGAGGCUUUUAAUAUAUCAAUGUUCUUAAAAACGGAAUUUUGGGUUUUCAUUAGUUGUAAGCCAUAAUAAUUGAAAUGAACAGAAAACAGAUGUCUGAAAUACAACCACUGUGUUUAACGCGUCUACAUAUGAAUUUCACUUUUUGAAUUGGAUUACCGAACUGGGUUACUUUUUGAUGAUGGUGUAACUUAAGAGAUGGAAGUGUAGUGAUAAAGGAGCGCAUUUUAAUUUGCCAUGUCAACAACGUCUGACUUGCACCACCUUUAUGCUCCACCUCUGAGUAGAAUCAGUUUAUUACAGAUGUAUAAUGACUGUUACAUUUGCUUUAGGCCAAUUUGCUGAAACCAUUCUGCCUUGGAAGAGCUGACAUGACGGAUAAGCAAAGACUGGUCCUGUAACUGGGGCAGAAAAGAGCAGCACUCUGAGAUGGCAAAUUCCUUUGACCAGUUGGAAAUUGUGCAACCAUUAGCUAAGAAUUGCACAGAAACGUCAUAAAAGUUGCCCCCCUUUUUUUGUGUAACAUUGCAGCAUUACAUGCAAGAAGCUAAUAACUGAAAACGCAGUUUUACGCUGGCCUCAUCCUUCAUGCAUCUGUACCGUAAUAUCAACCGAGCAUUGUGGGGGAGAAACUCCACUAGGUGGAGCUGCAACUGUGUGGUUUGACAAUAUUUCAUAAAUAUAUAUGCGCAAGCUGGCACAAUUUACAUUCAGUUCAAGCCCAGAUUUCUUCUCUCCGCUUGCUUUGAAGCUAGUGAGCUGACAGGAAAGCUUUGGAGAGGAUUUAUAAAUAAAUUGUAACUUUUGACUACUCGUCCAGUUAAUGUACAGCUUUUUUUUUUUGACAGAUGACAGUAUAUUUUUCCUAGUAAAGACAUAAGAGGAUGUGUCUGCUGCUAUGUGUUUGUAGAAUUUCCACAUUUGGUUGGAAGGCAGAUUGAAGUCAUCAUUGAUUACGAUCCAUCUUUUGUGGGGGUUUUGAUUCGUUUUGAAAAAUACACUAGCAGCUUAAUACGAAAAAAAAAGUUGCAUAUGGUUUGUAAGAAACUUUUGAAUCGGGAGUAAGUGCUAACUAAGCGUUAUUCCUGAUCUAACUUUAAGCAGAUGUUUGGGGGGGAAAAAAAAGUUUGUCCUUCGAGCUGUGCAACAACCCAUGCCUGUAAGGAAUCUGACUGCCAUCCAAAGCACUGUAUUUAUUUCUUUUUAUUAAAUCGUUUCCUUUUCUCA